UGUAUGGUGGCAAGUUCCACAAUAUGUUGAAGCUUUCUUUUCAUGAUGGUUGUAUAGGUUGCUCUUGCAAACUCCUGUUCAAAUGCAUCUCCAGGUCUUCAGGAGAGGGCUGCUGGCGCUUUGUGGGGAUUGUCAGUAUCAGAAGCAAAUAGCAUUGCUAUUGGACGAGAAGGAGGAGUUGCACCUCUGAUAGCACUUGCAAACUCGGAGUGUGAAGAUGUUCAUGAGACUGCUGCUGGAGCUCUUUGGAAUCUUGCUUUCACUCCUGGUAAUGCUCUUCGAAUAGUGGAGGAAGGGGGGGUUCCGGCCCUUGUUCAUCUUUGUUUUAAAUCAGCAUCUAAAAUGGCACGCUUCAUGGCUGCGUUGGCAUUGGCAUACAUGUUUGAUGGCAGAAUGGAUGAAUUUGCACUGGUAGGAACUUCAUCGGAAAGCAUAUCUAAAAGUGUUAAUUUAGAUGGGGCUAGGAGGAUGGCUCUGAGGCAUAUUGAAACUUUUAUCCUCACAUUUUCUGAUCCACAUACAUUUGCUGCUGCUGCUGCAUCAUCAGCCCCUGCAGCUUUGGCACAAGUAACUGAAUCAGCUCGUAUUCAGGAGGCAGGUCAUCUCAGAUGCAGUGGAGCUGAGGUUGGCAGAUUUGUGGCUAUGCUACGAAAUCCUUCUUCCAUACUCAAGGCGUGUGCUGCAUUUGCCCUUCUCCAGUUCACCAUCCCGGGUGGCCGUCACGCAGUACACCACGUGGGCCUUUUGCAGAAUGCUGGAGCACCACGGGUUCUGCGUGCUGCAGCUGCGGCAGCAACUGCUCCACUUGAAGCCAAAAUCUUUGCAAGAAUUGUACUUCGCAACCUAGAACACCACCAGAUAGAACUUCAAUCUAAAGAGUAGUUAUGGUUGUUAGAAAGACUAUCUCAACCAGACUUGUCAACGGAAGCAGCAUUUCAGCUUUGAUUAGAUUUCCAUGGGUUGGACAGAAGCUUAAAGAACCGCAGGAAAAAUAUGUUUUGCUCUGUGAUUUUAGGUGCCGCACAUAGGUUUGUGUGAUUUUUUUCUUCCUUUUUUCUGUUUAAUCAUAAACGUGAUUAUAUAAGAAAAAAAACAUGAACAUGAUAAAAGGUGGUUUUGUUGAGUGACGGUUUAAAGACCAGCUUUUUGCCUUUUUUUUUUUUUUGGUUUUUUUUUUUUUUUAUAUUCAUUGUGACAAUCUUCUGUAAAAUCGUAUAUUUGGAGCCUUUUUGUUUUUUCUUUUUUUUUUUUUGGGUGUGGCUUUGGCUUUGUUUGGUAACCGUUGUUAGAGAAUUUUGAUAAGCAUUAUCAGAUAAAUAUGUAUACUCUAUGCUUAAUGCUGAAUUAUGAAAGUUGAAUUAGAUCAGCUGGAUUAAGCUUAGCUUCUUUU
Molecule: messenger RNA, 1390 nt
Organism: Camellia sinensis
Lineage: Eukaryota; Viridiplantae; Streptophyta; Magnoliopsida; Ericales; Theaceae
Source: RefSeq, a predicted model, not a curated record